Molecule: messenger RNA, 1642 nt
Organism: Planococcus citri (citrus mealybug)
Lineage: Eukaryota; Metazoa; Arthropoda; Insecta; Hemiptera; Pseudococcidae
Exons: 3
Coding region: 198-680 (160 amino acids)
Source: RefSeq, a predicted model, not a curated record
UUAGUAAAAGCCAAGUCAGUCUAACCAUGUAUUUAGGUAGUAAUUGGCAAAGGAUUUCAAGCUUAAAAUUUUUCAGAGUUUUCGAUGUCAAUGUUGAAAUUUUGCAACCUUGUUUAUUUAUUUUUAAAUAUUUCAAUAAUCAAGAGUUUCAUUUUGAGUGGAGUGAGUUGUAAAACUUCAAUCAGUAUAAUACAUAAAUGUAUAGAAUAACUAGACAAGUCCCAGUUUUAUUCAUCAAUUUUAUUUUACAAAUGCUCAUUUGCUUUGGGGGAGCACCUAAGAUGGGAAUUUUUUGUAAGCCAGUAGUAUCAAAAGAUUAUAAUGUCACUGGAUUGCCUCCUUUCGUUCAAUUCUCAUUUCCAAUCGAAUUUAUGGAUUCAGCCGAGUAUGCUGAAUUUAUGAAAGGAAUAAAUGAUCCAGUUUUUAACGCGACAACACAAUCUGGUUGGUUCACUGGAAUGCGAUAUAAGUGGAAUGUUACCAUUGGGACCGAUUCUCCUUCCAAAGAAUACGACGACCCCGACCCAACAAGUAAAGAACCCAUUAUGCGCGUUACAGUUCUGUUACCUCCGAGGGCUAAGAUUCAUGCAUAUAUGAGAGGACAUGCUCAUUUAAUUGACGAUGAUUUCGCUUACGAAGAAUUAUACAACUACACAAACUAUGGGAUGACACCGUUUUAACAAUAGACACGAGAGCCUGGAAAUGAAGUCUGGGAGAGUCUAUAUGUAAAUGGUCGAGCAAGCCAUGAAAAAUCAUCAUCAUUCCGAAUACAUUUGACUUGUAUGGGUUCAAAUUGGUUACCUAUCAAACCACCCACGGGAAAUAAGACAUGAAAUUUUUUUCUCAAAUUAGAUGAAUUAGAAUUCGUUGGUGAAUUAAGUAUCUAUAUACCUACUAGUACUUACAGUAGAUCUACCCUUAAAAUGAUCAAAUGGGCUACUGAAAUUGAUAGUCACGUAAUAUGGGUCACCAAACUGAAGCAGCUGUAAUUUUUUCUGAGCGAUUUUUUGAAAUCGUAUCCCCAUUUUGUUCAAUGUUCAUACAACAAUCAAGAAUUAUCUAUUUGAAGUUCUCAUUUUAAAGUUGUUGAUUUUCGAACGAUUUUUUAGGACUAGGUAUUUGAUAAACAAGAGUAAAGAGGUACUACGAGUAAAAAGAUUGAAUACCAUUUUUCUUGCUGUGAUGUAAUAAAAAACUUUAAUGAGAAAAAAAAACUUGAAAAAAUGUGUUGAUAUUUAUUAAUAAUUUAAGGGGGAAAAACGAGUAAAUUACCGAAAUAAAUAUUCAAAGUAAAAGUACAAAACUCUAAAGAAGCAGCUUCCGUAUGCUUUAUCAAAAAAAUGCUACUCGAGCGAGAAAAAAUAGUCGGUGCCUAGCUUACGUCAUACAUUAGUGUAUGUAGGUACCUAUUCUAAAAACUUCAUAGAAGUUGUAUUCGUAAUUUACAAUUUCACACAAAUGUCAAAAUGUAGCGUUAGCAAAUAUUAUCACGAUAAAUAAAUGAAAAGCCUGGAGGUAUUAAAAUACCAUAAAAGUUCUAGCAGCUAAUACAUGUAUUCUAUACAGGUUUUUACACAUUGCGCUGGUACGCAGAAAAUGCUACGUUUUUAAACUGUUUAGUUGCAAGUUUUUCUGAGUAAAC